Messenger RNA from Monomorium pharaonis (pharaoh ant), 886 nucleotides. RefSeq lists its product as uncharacterized. The transcript has 4 exons. Lineage: Eukaryota; Metazoa; Arthropoda; Insecta; Hymenoptera; Formicidae. Bases 21 to 725 code for a protein of 234 amino acids. The record is from RefSeq and is a predicted model, not a curated record.
GAACAGUUUGAUUCGGCAAAAUGUCUAGAGUCUCGUGCUUUUUUCUUUGUAUUUUUUUAGUAACUAUAUUUGACAAAGUGCGACUUGCAAAAACUGACGAUGUUCUAGAUAAGAUUAAGGCAGGAUUACAGUAUGCAAGUAACUAUUUAGAAAUGGCAAAAGAUAUUGCCGACUUGGUGUCUAAAAGUUUAGGCCAUAAACAAAAACAAAAACAAGGAGAAGACAGAAACGAUGACAAACAAUCAUUUGGUCCUUCGAAUUUUGUUUCAACAUUCUUUCGACUCAUUGGAUUUGAUUCAAGAAAAGUAGCAGCAAUCGCAGUUAAUAGUGUUAUAUUUUUUGCACAGAUGAUAAGUACACUUUUUGGACUGAAAUCGCAAAGUAAUAUCGCCAGAAAUAUGGACGACGGAAAGCUGGCUUGGCAUCCUUUAAAAUUUAUUUUAGAAAAUAAAAAUAAAAAUAUUCGAAAUUUAAUUGACCAAGCAAGGAAUCCAAAUUUAUCAAAUCAAUUGAUAGCGAGAAUUACUGGUUCUGAUUCUGCUUGCAUUCGAUUAUUAUUAUGCAAGUCAUCUCCAAUCAUAAAAGCAGCACAAAUUUCUCUUAAUAAUAAAUCGCAAAAUUAUAUGCAUCGAAUUAUUGCGUGGUUACCAUCUAAAAAAGAAUUUGAAACAAAUAGCGAUGAAUGUGAAGAGAAACAUACUGAUUGUCGUUUAUUUUCUUCAUAAUAAGUAUUACCACUGUAAGGAAGUAUUUUCAUUAGAAGGAAGUAUUUUCUAGGAAAUAUUUUCAUUAGAAAACUCAAAAAUAUAUUUCUAUGGUAAAGACGGACAAUAAAUAAUAUACUUUUAACAAUGUGUUUUGCUUUUAGAUAUUAUUAAACUUUUUU